Arabidopsis arenosa is the source of this 398-nucleotide messenger RNA. The record is from the annotation of a GenBank genome assembly. NCBI's taxonomy places the organism in Eukaryota, Viridiplantae, Streptophyta, Magnoliopsida, Brassicales, Brassicaceae.
GAGAGAGUAUUAGUGAUUGCGAAGAUGGGCUUAUUGAAGAAAAAAGAUUCAACUUCAGCUCGCUCCUCUACUUCUCCCUGCGCCGAUUUGCGAAACGCUUACCACAAUUGCUUCAACAAAUGGUACUCGGAGAAGUUUGUUAAAGGGCAAUGGCAUAAAGAAGAGUGUGUUGCCGAGUGGAAAAAGUACAGAGACUGUCUCUCGGAGAAUUUAGAUGGUAAGCUUCUCACUCGCAUUUUGGAAGUAGAUGGUGAGCUGAAUCCAACAAAGCAAGCUGCUGAUUCAAAAGAAUCUAGUUCAUGAUACUUGAUUCCCAUGUUUUUUUGUCGAUAACAUUGUCACUUUAAAGAAGAUUGAACAACUCUUUUAGCAGGAAACCAUAAAAUCAUAGAAUACAA